Medioppia subpectinata is the source of this 3711-nucleotide messenger RNA. The record is from the annotation of a GenBank genome assembly. NCBI's taxonomy places the organism in Eukaryota, Metazoa, Arthropoda, Arachnida, Sarcoptiformes, Oppiidae.
AUGGAGACAACCGAUGGAUCAAAUGAAAGAACUCUAAGUUUGUAUACAAUGCAAGAGUUGUGGAAAGCAAAAGGAGAGAUGAAGAUAGCAUUUCUCAAGUUUCUCAUUUACAAACUCAAGAUUCUCAUCAAAUUAGUUUCGGCUCUAUUUGGUCUCAGACCUCGUCCUAAUCCGUAUGGAUAUGGCUAUAAUGGCUAUAAUGGCUAUAAUGGCUAUAAUAGCUAUAAUGGAUAUAAUGGCUAUAAUGGCUAUAAUGGCUAUAAUGAUAACAAUGCAAACAAUGACGAAAACUUUGUGUCGGCGGCGCUGUUUGGAGCGGUAGAAGACGGCAACCUUAAUGCUAUUGAAGAACUUUUUACCAUUAGCUCCAACAUCGAUGCCAAUCAAUCUAAUCGGCACGGAGAGUCUCUUUUGCACUAUUGUUCUGGUUUGGGAUAUUUGGACAUUUUACGAUUUUUACAUAGUAAAGGAGCUGAUAUUACCUUAACCGAUGAGCGAGGUGACUCUAUAAUCCAUUGGGCUGGUCGACAAAAUCACUCACCAAUAAUUCGUUAUUUCUACGAUAAUGUGGCGAAUGUGAACCAAACUAACAAAAAUUUGGAGACACCGUUACACGUGGCCGCACGUUAUGGACACGUCGAAGCCAUUGAACAGUUGUGCAAAUGUGGAGCCAAUGUUAAUGCAAUCGAUGAGCACGGCGAGACAGCGAUGUUAAUAGCCGUAUGGCAUGGGUUCCCGAAAAUUGUACAUAUAUUGGGUGAAGUGAACGCUCAAACCGACGUCAAAAAUAAGGUCUUAACACAUAAAUACAUGAAUAUAUGUAGGAGUUAUGAAAUAACUGCUAGUUUUGUUCGGGAGGGAGAGACUGCCCUUCAUGUGGCUUCAGCCCGAGGCCACACUGAAUGUGUUCGCUGUCUACUCGAUGCCGGCGCCCGAACUGAUGUCAGAAAUAAGCACUGUUACACUCCUUUGCAUUUGUCAUUAAAACGCCAACACGUGUCGGCGGCGGCACUACUUCUACGCGCCGGCGCUGACAUCGAGGCCAUUGAUGAUCGCGGAGAGAGACCUAUCCAUUACGCCUCACGAUUUAAUUUGUUUCAAACGUGUCAUACAUUAUGUUCAUUAGGCUGUAAUGUGAAUGCGCCCAAUAAACAAGGCUUAUAUCCUUUACAUUUAGCUGCAAAGAACGGACACAUCGAGAUAGUGAGGUGUCUUUGUUUGGCCGGAAGUAUUGUUGACACGAAGAAUAGGGAGAGUAUGGAUCAGAUGUUAAUUAUGCCACAAAUUUGUGCCAUCGCUCAAAAUCACAACGAAAUCGCAGAUCUGUUGACGAGAUUAAGCAAUGAAGAGACCAAAGAAGAAUACAUUUCACAAUUAGUGCCUAAUAAUCAACAGAUCGGACGCUUUAAGCUUAAAAUAAUGGGAGAUUCGGGUUCGGGAAAGACUACUUUGAUUGAGUCGUUCAAAUGCGGUUACUUUAGCAGUUGGUUUCGGCGAUCGUCUAAAUCACUCAAUAAUUCUCAUCAUAAAAGAUGUGAUAAAAUGUCACCCAAUUGUUGUGUCGAGUCUUCGACGUCAAGCAAUGCUCAGUCAGAGUCGAUGAACACCUGUGUUAACCAAAGCCGUGAUAAGUGUACAAAUAGUACGCUUGGCAUUGAUUGCCAACAGUUGACCAUUUCUGGUGUCGGAGAUAUCAGUAUUUGGGAAUUUAGUGGAAACGAGCGCUUCAAACAAAUAUAUGAUCAUUUCAUUGGCGAUACAAACUGUUUGAACGCAAUUGUCUUCAGGCUUUGCGAUCCAAUUGAGAUUCAAAUACAAAGUAUUAUGUUUUGGUUGUAUUUUCUUCAAAGUCGAACACCAGUGUUGGAACCGUUGACUAUUUGUGGCAAAAGUAAUAAACCACUCAAAGUGAUAAUUAUCGCCACUCACGCAGAUCUGGUCAACACCUUAUCUGAAGACAUCAAUACAAAUAUAAGACAUGUAAUGAUGACUAUAAGUAAUGCAUUCAACAAUAUCUUCGAUAUACACGACCACAUGUUUGUGAUGGACGCCAAUGCUGUCGGUUCGGCAGCAAUGAAACAAUUGAAACAGUAUUUAAAUUCAAUGAAAUGUCAAGUUUUACAGACAAUACCGCAUUCGACCGCUUUUUUAGAGGCUGUCAUCUCUUUCUUAAACGUGUGCCGCAAAGCUUCGGUCACUUUUCCUGUGCUUUCAUUGAAUCAAUUCAAAGAGAUUAUAAGAUCACAAAUCAAUCCAUUGGCCAGCGAUGAGCACUUCAAACAACUGUUACUACAAUUGCAAACAAUGGGAGAAGUACUGCAUCUGUUGUGCAGAACAGAGAAUAGUCAGGAAUUGAUUGUUUUAAGUCCGCGUUGGCUUACAGUUGACAUAAUCGGUCAUCUGUUAAGUGAUGACAACAUGUCUGCGAGUCGUACGACAGGAAUCUAUUCUGUCGAUGAUAUUCAGCUCGAGUUUCCCGAAACGGAUGCACUCGACUUACUUCAGGUGUUGGAAGCCAUGGGUCUAUGCGUUCAAUGCGAUCACGAGGGAGACAUUGCUUAUGAGUUCCCAUCCCUUCAACACCAGUCACCAAAUGAUUGUCAAAAUUGGAUCUCAGAGGACAACACUGGAGAGCAUGAUAUGCAUGAUAUGGUCUACUGUGGAGUAGGCAUUGGAUGUGAAGACAAAGUUCCCGGCGAUCACAUCCUAAUCACUGUCUUUUCUCGCAUUCAAAUCUCAUUGAGAAUAGCAGUGAAAUCACAUCCAGAAUAUUCAGUCUAUGAGUUAAACAAUUGGUUCAAACACUCGACGCUAAGUGUGGGUCCAAUUGAAGCCAUCCUAACCUGUAAUGCAAUGAAUGAAUGCAUUGAACUGAAAGUUCGCGGAACCAAACAUAUGACAAAUGAAUGCUUUCUCUUCAUGGAAGACAUUCUCAAUAUUAUCGACACAACUAUUGGACAGAUAUGUUGUGGUCUUGUUUUGCAAAGACAUUACUUAUCGCCAAAACACAUGUCUCAACACAAACCUAAUAUAUCGUAUUAUUCUUCGCAUUCAAUCAUUGAAGCAUUGCUUUCAUGCGAUGAACAAUCUGUUGACCAAACCAUCAAAAGUAAUGACUCGACAGUCGAAGAAAGAAUUAGUGAUAUUAUCUCAUUUGGAAUCAAUGACUUGAAUGCCAUCAGAAGAAGCGCCAAAUUUACGUCCAUUCCAUCAAUAAGUUCGUUGAUGUCAUCGCCGGUCACAUCGACUCCAUUCAAGUGGUGUGAAGGCUAUGCCGGCGGACCCACUCUUGUAACGAGUCUUCACUCAUCCAAUCUGUCGCUCCUAACGAAGCAAAGACUGUGUGCAGUGUUAGACCCGCCCGAAGCCAUAGGCCGUGACUGGUGUUUGUUUGGUAUACUCUUAGGCAUGACUGAUAAGUUGCCUAAAUUAGAUCCGGGCUCUCAUACCGGUCCACAACUCAGUCCCACCGCCCGACUCAUCGAUGAGUGCAUUCGUGAGCCAAACAACACAAUCAAACUUUUGGUCAACAAAUUGCAAGAAUUGGCGCGAAUCGACGCAAUCCAAGUCAUACUACAAACGGCACCACUAUUUAAGAUGUGUCCGACGUCUUCACCCAAUCAAUGUCUCCCAUAUAAUGACGAGACGGUAACCGUUAGCAGUGGUAUCAGCAGUGGUUCCCACGCCUCGAGUACCAAUCUAUCCCGAUAG